Oncorhynchus tshawytscha (Chinook salmon) is the source of this 1478-nucleotide messenger RNA. RefSeq names its product protein FAM107B-like. Bases 150 to 662 code for a protein of 170 amino acids. The transcript has 5 exons. NCBI's taxonomy places the organism in Eukaryota, Metazoa, Chordata, Actinopteri, Salmoniformes, Salmonidae. The record is from RefSeq and is a predicted model, not a curated record.
AACCUACAGACAGUCUUCUACUCAGCGACCGCACUACUAUGUUGGAUUCGGAAGCCAGAAAGAAGCAGACACCUGUCUGUCUCGAGGUGUGUGGCAUUUGACAAUGGACUAUUGAAUAAGAGAGAGGGGGAUCUUGUAGCUUGAUAGAAAUGGGGGACUGUGGCGAUCGUGCCAUGGAAGGGUCAUACAGCACAAAGAAAGUGCUUCCUCAGCGGCCAGGAUUUCGACACCAUCGAAAAGAGAACUAUGUGUGCCGAGAGCCCCUGUCCCGGCAGUCUACAGAGUUUAGUGAGGUCCCGGAGGGGACUCAGACCCAGUCCCAGCAGCCGCCCAGGGUGAAACUGAAUGGCUCCACUGUGGAGACACCCAGCCACCACGACCUGCACCGUGAACUACUGCUCAGCACCAAACGAGGCCUGUUACCAGGAGAGAAGCCUGAGCUGAAGCGAGUCCUGGAACAGAGGAGGCUGGAGCAGCAUAGAGAGCAGGAACUGGCUCUACGGCCUCCUUUAGAACUGGAGACUGAACUACGCAAGAGACAGCAGAUACUGCUGGAGUAUGAGCAGGAGGAGAUCAGGCGUCGAGAGGAGCAGGAGAAAGGUGUCCCUGAGUUUGUUCGUGUGAAGGACAACCUGAGGCGCACACAGGUGUCUGGGCAAUGAAGGCCACAUGAUGCUCUGUCCCUUCCCAUCACCCCCCGCAGCCUCCCACCACAAAGGCUCUGGCUGGGGCCCGUUUCUACACCCAAGAGUCCAAAGACUGCACUUCUACGCCUCGCUCACCACAAUGGUUCUGCCAUUACAAUGCGACCACCCUCCUGUUUCACCCUCCACCAACCUCCACUGUGCCCCAUAACCUACAGCUAUAUGAUGAGGGUCAACUUCACUGCAGCAAGUUACUGAAAAGACUACUACUAGGACUGAUUUGCAUCUCUUGCUGGACUGUUUAUACUUUGUGAAAAAAGCUAAUCAAAUCAAUCAAAUAAGAAAAUGUGUGAAAUAUAAAGCAAUGUAGGAACUGGUCAAUAGGUUUCAUGUAGAGAAUGUGAGUGAAAGCGCAUAGGUCUACUGUAAAAUAUGUGUAUGUUCAGGACAAAUAUUUUGUUCUUUAUGAAUAGUCAUUAUUUUUCUAAGUAUUUUGUAUUAUUUUACUAGGAACACUUUGUUUUGAAGUCUGCAUUCAAGUCAGUCACUUGGUUUACAGCAGCAUAGUGUCAACAUGUAAGUGUGUUCAUUUUUGGGUUUGUUUAUUUCUUUCAAAGUCCAUAAAUUAAGGAUAGGUUACUCCACUAUUGGACACAUGACAGUGACUGGAACUCUCGAUUUUGUCUUAAAGCAUUGUCACUCAUAGCUAAACCACCAAUGACAGAUGGUAUUAGUCCUAUUCGUUUGAAUUAAUUGUUUGCCUGUUCUUGUUGCUCCUUUUCUUUUUAAGCAAUGUGUUUAUCAAGAAGACAAUAAAGAUUUCCAGGAUUACAA